AUGGGUCUUUCAUAUAACACAUACCUGACCAGUAAUAAGAUAUACGGCUGCAAGAGCUGCAAGACGCAUUUGAGUACGCACGAGGAGAUUAUUUCACGGAAUUUUCGCGGCCAGCACGGAAAAGCCUAUCUCUUCGGCACCGUCGUCAACAUCCUCCCCGGCGACCCCUCAGAAAGAAACAUGACGACCGGCCGCCACAUCGUCAGAGACAUAACCUGCAAGCGCUGUAACGAGUGUGUGGGCUGGAAAUACGAUAAAGCAUACGAGGCUAGCGAGAAAUACAAGGAGGGGAAAUAUAUUCUGGAGGCGGAGCUGUUGUGUAAUGUUUGUUAG
Molecule: messenger RNA, 333 nt
Organism: Botrytis deweyae
Lineage: Eukaryota; Fungi; Ascomycota; Leotiomycetes; Helotiales; Sclerotiniaceae
Exons: 2
Coding region: 1-333 (110 amino acids)
Cellular component (GO): ubiquitin ligase complex
Source: RefSeq, a predicted model, not a curated record